AUGAAUUUGAUGGAUAUGCUUUCGGUGGAUCCACCAUCUUCGAUAUACGGUGGUGAAAUAGAUCAACCUUCAAUCUACGAAGAAGGAGAAGCGGCAGCGACAGCAACAGCCGCAGCUUUAGAUAGAGGAAUAGUGCCACAACAAAAUUUAAACGUCGUCAAUAACAAUGCUUGGGAUGUAGCUUCUUCGAAACGCAAUGCAGAUACCUCAGGAAUAUAUUAUAUUCCUACAUCAUUAACCGAAACCCAAAUUGUUCUUAUACAAAUCUUGUUACAUUUAAUUAGUGAGACAUUAAUUAAUGAAGUUAAACUAAGACGGAAAAAGACCAGUAUUGACAGUUUACUUGAAGUUUCGUCAAUGUCAACACAGGUUGCAGCUUCUGGUGAUAACGACUCAGGUGUCAAUAGUAGAGUGAAGAAUGUACAACUAAUUUUCAUGUGUUUUGAUAACUUGUUGACUAUCAACAACCACCCAUCAUUGUUAGUUAAUCAUUUCAUGCCCAAACGUCUCUUACUACUGCAACCCACUAGCUCACAAGCUUUGAUGUCGGGAAAAUUGCAAUUUUUCAACAAAUUAAUUGAUUCAGUAUUGGAAAAAAGUCGAUUGAGUCACAAUGAACAUUAUCCAAUUUUGGUUGUGGCUAGAAACAAUAAAGAGUUGGAGUUGAUUGAAGGGUUGAUUAUUGGUAAAGAAUUGAGAUAUACCAAUUCAGGCAAUUUGAAAUUAUAUGAUGAUAAACGACCAGUCAAUGAAGAAGAGGGAGAAGGAGCCAAAAAAGGAGUUUUUUUGAACUUGAUACAAACUCAACAAUUGUACAAUAAUUAUAUGAACAAGCCAACUUCAUCGAGUUAUAGGUUUAUUUUCUCAUUUGAUUCAAAGAUUGAUUCAACUAAUCCAAGUAUUGAAAUGUUGAGACUGAAGCAUGCAUGUCCAAUUUUCGUUCCAAUUCCUAUCUACUCAAUUGAACAUUUGAUGUUGCAAAUGCCGGAACCAAGUAGCGGAGGGUUUGACAUGGAUAUUGAUGUUGUUAAUGAUGCUGAUGCAGUGGCUUCUUUAACGAAUCCAAAGCAAAUGUGGAAAUUGAAAUUGUUGAAUACAUUGGCUGUCAAUUUUACUAAAUUUAACCAUGCAUUACACAAUGGAUGGCAAUCACGUUUUUACUAUGAUACUUAUGGAAUCAAGAUGAAGUUCUUUCAUGAAAAUAUCAUGCAUCCUCAACGAAUUGAUGAUUUAUUCACUACUUUCAAUGAUGAAUUGGUGUUGCAUUAUUCCGAUGAUCGAUUAUUAAAAAAAUUGAAUACGAUAUAUGGCAAACAAAUAUUUGGUGCUAUGGAAUUAGGUCAACCUUUGACUGUUGAUAAUUUUAAAUAUCAAUUUGCUGAAUUGUUAGCGUUUAAGCUUCGUGAAAUGAAUCUAGAAAUGGACGAGGUUCAGGGGGAGGGUAAUAAAGAACAGAAAGGAGAUAGCGAGGAAGGAAUUGGACAGAAAAGGUUAAUUACCACAUCAAAACAAGUACAUUUUGAUGAAGAUGAAAAUACCAUAGCUGAAAGUUACCACAAAUUAAGGAAAUUAAAUGAUGAUGCAAAUAUAGUUGAUCGGAAAUUAGCAAGAGUUGAAAAUGAUUUACACAAGUUUUCUGAAAAAGAUGCUGAAUUAGAAAACAAGUUAUCUCAAUUGAAAUCAAUCACUGAACAUAGCGUUAGUCAACUGUUGUUAACUACUCAAUCCACUCAACUCGAAAAUCUUAGAAAGGAAUUGACUGAUUUACAACAAGAAUACGAUAGAUUAACUAAUGAAACUGAAGAUUUACGAAUCAAGUAUCAACAAAGUUCAUCAGAAGCGGUUAUUGAACUGCAAAAGCAACAGAAGCUACAACUACAGUUGGAAAAGAUUACGAACAAGAUGCAGUCACCAGGGAUGGCGUUAUUACCUGAUUUGAUAUAUAAAGACACACUACUCACAAACCAGCAUAGACUAGAUAAGUUACGACAUCAAAAUAAGUUUCUUGAGUCGUUUUAUCAUGAUCAGAUUGAAAAAGUAUUGGUUGAACGACAACUGAUUAUAGAGUCAAGUGGUGGUGCAUCAGUUGGGUCUAGUAGUCGACCCAGUAAUAGAAUCAGUCGAGAUUCAACUCCGUUUUAA
This is a messenger RNA of Lodderomyces orthopsilosis Co 90-125, 2142 nucleotides long. RefSeq lists its product as uncharacterized. The transcript has a single exon. Gene Ontology annotation, cellular component: HDA1 complex. Lineage: Eukaryota; Fungi; Ascomycota; Pichiomycetes; Serinales; Debaryomycetaceae. The record is from RefSeq and is a predicted model, not a curated record. The coding region runs from base 1 to 2142 and encodes 713 amino acids.